UAAUAAUAAAAAUAUAUAGUAUCUCUUCAGUCUUCAGGAACAGUUUCUCCAUUACCACCCACCGUCUCCUUUUUUUUUGCUGAUCUAUCAUAAUCUUGACAACUCAGGUGCGUGUUUUGAUUCAUUAAUUAGGUGAUAUGAUAGGAGGAUCAAUGGAGGAAGGAGGAAGUAGUCACGAAGCAGAUAAUAGCAAGAAGAUAGGGAGAGGAAAGAUCGAGAUAAAGAGGAUAGAGAACACGACAAAUCGUCAAGUAACCUUCUGCAAACGACGCAAUGGUCUUCUCAAGAAAGCUUAUGAGCUCUCUGUCUUGUGUGAUGCCGAGGUUGCUCUCGUUAUCUUCUCCACUCGUGGCCGUCUCUACGAGUACGCCAACAACAGUGUGAGGGGUACAAUUGAAAGGUACAAGAAAGCUUGUUCUGAUGCUGUCAACCCUCCUUCCGUAACCGAAGCUAAUACUCAGUAUUAUCAGCAAGAAGCCUCUAAGCUUCGGAGGCAGAUUCGGGACAUUCAGAAUUCAAACAGGCAUAUCGUUGGGGAAUCACUUGGUUCCUUGAACUUCAAGGAACUCAAGAAUCUCGAAGGACGGCUUGAAAAAGGAAUCAGCCGAGUCCGAUCCAAAAAGAACGACAUGUUAGUGGCAGAGAUAGAGUAUAUGCAAAAGAGGGAAAUGGAGUUGCAACAUGAUAACAUGUACCUGCGAGCUAAGAUAGCCGAAGGCGCCAGAUUGAAUCCGGAUCAGCAUGAAUCGAGUGUGAUACAAGGGACGACUAUUUACGAAUCCGGUGUGUCUUCACAUCAGUCGCAUCACUAUAAUCGAAACUAUAUUCCGGUGAACCUUCUUGAACCGAAUCAGCAAUUCUCCGCCCAAGACCAAACUCCUCUUCAACUCGUGUAAACCAGAACAUGAACAUUUGUUUCUUCCCCAUCAAAACGAGAGAGAGACUAGAGAGUUCAUUAUAUCCUAUAAUGCAACUUCUUAUUCAUAUAGGUUCUUGUUAGUGUAAUAUAUCCCACGUCAGUAGUUGGAUAAAUUAUUAAGUGGAAGUCCACAGUAAGCCCGAAUUUAACAGUUCUAAUAAUAAAUGGGAAUACCAGAACUCUUGUUUUUA
This is a messenger RNA of Camelina sativa (false flax), 1110 nucleotides long. Its product is annotated as agamous-like MADS-box protein AGL1. The record is from RefSeq and is a predicted model, not a curated record. Gene Ontology annotation, cellular component: nucleus. NCBI's taxonomy places the organism in Eukaryota, Viridiplantae, Streptophyta, Magnoliopsida, Brassicales, Brassicaceae. Gene Ontology annotation, biological process: positive regulation of transcription by RNA polymerase II. Gene Ontology annotation, molecular function: DNA-binding transcription factor activity; protein dimerization activity; RNA polymerase II transcription regulatory region sequence-specific DNA binding.